AUGGUCAUGUUAUGGAUUAUAUUGCUUUUACUUCAUCAAGGAUAUACUCUAGUUCCAGUGAAAACUGUUCAGCUUGGUGAACCAGUGAACAUAACAUGUGCUUUGCCCAGUGGGGUCAGCAUUAAAGGAGUCCACUGGUACAAGCAGAGUGUUGGAGAUACUCUCAAAUUAAUAGUGUCACUGGUUAAAACUGCAACACCUCAGUAUGGUCAAGAAAUAUUUAAAUCAAGAUUUCAAGCAAAUUAUGAUAAGAAAUUUAGCAACCUGACCAUUUUGAAAGCAGUCCAAGACGAUGAGGGAAUCUAUCACUGUGGAAUGAUAGAAUGGAUUAAUCCUGAGUGGACUGGAACAUAUUUGUUAGUAAAAGGAAAUAAUCAGACAGCAUCAAAUUAUACUGUUGUUCAAUGGCCAACAGUGUUAAAUCCACUGCGUUCAGGAAAUUCAAUGACUCUCCAGUGUUCAGUUUAUUCUGACUCUGACCAGACGUGUCCCAGAGAUUAUAAUGUGUUCUGGUUCAGAGCUGGAUCAGAUCAAUUACACCCAAGCAUCAUCUACACUGAUGGAAACAGACACAGUGAAAGUGAGAUAAUAUCAGACUCACAGGAGAGGUGUCUUUAUCGCUUCUCUAAGAAUGUCAGCUCAUCUGAUGCUGGGACUUACUACUGUGCUGUGGCCACAUGUGGGGAGAUAUUAUUUGGAAAUGGAACUAAACUGGACAUUGAAGUGCAGCCAACACAAUCAGGAUUUAUUCAAAUGGCAAUAUUAAUAGUUUGCUUGGCCAUUUCUCUCUUUGGGAAUGUUGUCUUGAUUUGCAACCGAAGAGUAUGUAAACCAUUUCAAGGUUUCUCAAUGGAAGUGUCUAAUAGUGUGUGUGGGGAGCCACAGCCCUGUUCCCAAAGGCAUAAAGCAGGCAUGGAGGAGACCUGGGCCGCAGACAUUCAGAGGCCCCCCAGAGCACAAGAGCCUCAGGAGGACCACCACAGGGACAAUCACAGCAGAGGAGAGCCCCAGAAGGGGGGUCACCCACCAAACUUUUUGUUUGUAGAAGAGAAACUGAGUUUGAGCAUUUUAUGA
This is a messenger RNA of Pelmatolapia mariae (spotted tilapia), 1074 nucleotides long. Its product is annotated as signal-regulatory protein beta-2-like. The transcript has 5 exons. Gene Ontology annotation, biological process: response to bacterium. The record is from RefSeq and is a predicted model, not a curated record. Lineage: Eukaryota; Metazoa; Chordata; Actinopteri; Cichliformes; Cichlidae. The coding region runs from base 1 to 1074 and encodes 357 amino acids.